This is a messenger RNA of Mesorhabditis spiculigera, 231 nucleotides long. NCBI's taxonomy places the organism in Eukaryota, Metazoa, Nematoda, Chromadorea, Rhabditida, Rhabditidae. The record is from the annotation of a GenBank genome assembly.
AUGCCCCGGAUGCUGCGCGUCGUCGCCGAGGCCAUGCCGAAGGGGUUGAAGGCCACCGAGGAGCUGCAGAAACGAUUGCGAGAAGACGACCAGAAGCGGCUGUACCCCUCGCCGGUAUACGCUGGCCUACGCGACGAGCUAUUUUCCGAUUCCUCGUCGUACAUUGGGGAAUCGGACCUGGAGAGCAUGGUCGACCACGAGGACCGGGACAACGUCUUCGAGGAGGGCGAU